This is a messenger RNA of Peronospora belbahrii, 1731 nucleotides long. The record is from the annotation of a GenBank genome assembly. Lineage: Eukaryota; Oomycota; Peronosporomycetes; Peronosporales; Peronosporaceae.
AUGAAUGAAGAAGAGGAGGAAUUUGGUAUGAAUAAAAUGUCGCGAGACGCUGAUCCGAUGGAGCACGAGACUAAGAGUAUGAUAAAAAAUCAUUCAGAUUUUAAACUGUUGAAUGCAGAUGAAAUUCGUGCGGCCAUGGCGUCAGAAGAUAAACGUGCAGUGCCUAUGUGGAUGACAGACUUGCCUGUGGAGAAAGAUCCAAGUAAAUGGACAAUUUUAGAGGUACAGAUUCGUCCUGAUCGCUCAUGGGAAGUUAUCAAGGAUCUUGUUGCUACUAUUUGUAUCGGCAAAGGUCUUUUGAUUGCAGAGGAGCAUGUGAAUUGGGUCUUGUUCCGUAAGAAAGUGACACAAGAGUCGAUGGCCCACGGCAUGGCCAAUACUGCCACAUACCUCAAUGUGUACGUCCACAUUGGUGUAUCUCCAUCCAAGUUACGUGUAGUGGAUAUCUGUACGUUGAUAUUGAGUGAGAGCAAUCUGCUUGGUGGCAUAAUACCAGCUGGACGAAGCAGUUUGUGGACUGCUCAAGAUUACAAUCAACCACACAAGUAUGCGCUGGAUCAAUUAUUGGGAGCAUUGCAAUUGAUGCUGCUUAGUCAGUGUCUAUCGCUAAGUCAUUUGUACAUGUCUAGUCCUGACAACUCGAUGGAUUUAGUUGAGAAUGCUGAGCUGGAUGAAGGAUACGUUACGGACUUGAAGAGUGCAUUCAGCAGUGAAAUGAAAGCAAACAUAAGAGACCUGUGUAUUCCCUUGGAAUCAUAUGCGUAUGACCAAGAAUACGCUUGCGCCUUGUUGAUUGGUUUGCUUGAACCAACGCUAAAAAAACACGCAAUCCAGUUGACAGACAGGCCGACAGGGGACGGAAAUGCGGAAAAUGACACGAUCAUGCUUACUGCUAGCGUUGAGAGUGUGUCAAUAGAUAAGGACGACUCAGCUUCGAAAGAGGUGCAGAACUCAUCAGGGCAUGAACGAGAAACUGUAGAUACUCCCACAUCAGUAACCCAGGCAUCUUGCGUAAAAUCUGACAAAACCUAUGGCGAGGUGGUUUCUGAGAUGGUUCAAAAUCUGUGGCGGGUGUGCAAAGAAGAUUGCGAGGUGAGAUUACGGGCAAAGAUUGAAGAGAAGCAGCAGCAAGUGACUGCGCGUGUAGAAGCUGUGCAAGCCUUACGGAUUCGUGCAAUCCGGGCAAUCAUGGAAGCAGAAAAUGCCGAAGUCUCAAGCUUUAACCAGUCUGCAGGCGACGACCGCAAGAGUAAUGUUUUACUAUACGAGGCCUCGUGCAUGGUAAAUGGUAUUCCUGUCACGCUUCACGUGACCUACGGAAACUUGAUGUAUCGGACAAUGGUGCCCGUAUUUGUGCACACAGUUGUGGUUCCUUUUGAAGACGUUGUGAAUGUUGCACAAACUACAUCAUUUGGUAUCCAGGUAGUGUCCGUGGAGCUGGAUUCGACGAAGCAUGCGAAGGCGAUUACAAUAGCAAUGGGACUCGAGGUGGACUUGUUGUACCAGCUUCUGUACGAGCUUUUUACAAUGCACCAAUGUGAGAAGAAGAAAAAAACUGCUUUUUUGCCUUCUCUGCAACAACAAGAGACCGAAAAGAACCCGAGCGAGCUUAAGAAAAUCAUCGUAUCCGACGAAGAGGAAACAAAGGAAGACGAGAUGGCAAGAAUUGAGUCGGUUAUGUCACCCAUUGCCGGUGACGGUUCUGCAGCAGCCAGUGCUUUGUCAGAUUAG